Messenger RNA from Botrytis byssoidea, 1521 nucleotides. RefSeq lists its product as uncharacterized. Bases 1 to 1521 code for a protein of 506 amino acids. NCBI's taxonomy places the organism in Eukaryota, Fungi, Ascomycota, Leotiomycetes, Helotiales, Sclerotiniaceae. The transcript is spliced from 2 exons. The record is from RefSeq and is a predicted model, not a curated record. Gene Ontology annotation, molecular function: oxidoreductase activity, acting on paired donors, with incorporation or reduction of molecular oxygen, reduced flavin or flavoprotein as one donor, and incorporation of one atom of oxygen; iron ion binding; heme binding.
AUGUUCGAUUUCUUGCCCACGUUCGUGUACGCUCUACCUUUCAUUCUGCUCGUUUAUGUUUCGAGCCGGCUCGUCUCGUCUAGAGCAGCUCGUAAGAUCAUCGAACAACAUGGUUGUGAGCAUCCUCCAUCAUAUCCUCAAGCCAAGGUGUCUGAGCUUAUAAAAUCACGAACAGACGCCACCAAAAAUGGCAGCCUAAUGGAUCUAUACAUGGAACACUUUAGCUUGUAUGGAAAAACAUGGGAAGAACAUUCUCUAGGCGCAAAAAUUAUCAAUACAAUGGAAGCACGCAAUUUUCAACAAGUCACCGCACUUUCCUUUCAAGACUGGGGUAAGGCUUCCACCACACAUUCCAGUCCUUUCUUCGGCAAAGGCAUAUUCUUCAUGAAUGGCGCCGAGUGGAAGCUUGCUAGAGAGCUGGUUCGACCCACAUUCUCGAAAACUGAAGUAUCGGAUGUUGAGAUUAUCGGAAAACACGCGGAUAGACUGAUUGACAUAAUUCCUCGAGAUGGAUCUACCAUUGAUCUCCAACUACCUUUGCGAAAACUGUUCCUUGAUACAGCUACUGAAUUCUUAAUGGGACAGUCAAUCGAUUCUCAAUUAGACAAUGAUCCAAAUAACUCGGCGAAAAUACUUGCGGCAUUUGACACUUCACUGGCUGGGGUAGGAAAACGAAGAUUACUCUCAAGGUUCAAGCGCUUUAUGCAUAACUUUGACAAGGGCUGGAAAGAAGCUUGUGGGUUAGUUCACUCAUAUAUUGACGUCCAUGUUGCUCGGGCUUUGAAAGAAACUGAGAAUUCCGAAUCAAGAGCUGGAGCCAUGGAUGCUGACACAAAAAAACCCACACGGUACAUUCUGCUGUUGGAAAUGGCCAAGCAGAUUCGGGAUCCCGUCGCACUUCGAUUUCAGAUUCUGAAUGUAUUUAUACCAGCUCGUGAUACAACAGCUGUCAUGCUUUCAAACACACUCUUUCAUCUUGCAAGGAAUUCAGAUAUCUGGACACAGCUCCGAAAUGAUAGCUUGGUAUUAGGCGAUCGACCUCUAACCUUCGAGGUCCUCAAAUCACUUCAACUAUUCAAAUACGUUCUUUUUGAAACCCUUAGAUAUCAAGGACCAUCUGGACGAAUUUACCGAACCGCAACACAAGACACGGUUCUCCCUACCGGUGGUGGACCUUCGGGAACAUCCCCAAUUUAUGUGGAAAAGGGGACAGUAGUUGCUUUAAACUUGUGGGGUCUUCAUCAUGACGAAGAUAUCUGGGGGCAAGACGUAAAUGAAUUCAAACCUCAGCGAUGGUUCGAUCCCAAAAAGCAGUUUCAGUGGGAGUUUGUACCUUUCCUCGGAGGACCAAGGAUUUGCCCAGCUCAACAGCAAGUGCUUACUCAAUCGAUAUAUCUCUUAGUUAGACUGACGCGAGAGUUUACCGUCAUUGAAAAUAGGGAUCCGGUCAAAGAAUAUGUCGGUAGGGUCACAGCGUUGACGGAGAGUAAAAAUGGGGUGAAAGUUGCAUUCCGGGUAUAA